AGGUGCAUAGAAUGUGCAGUGUUAGGCCAGGAUUAUGGUUUAAACAUUAGGCCGACAUCCAAUCAAUGCCCGUCACGAGGACUAUAUAAAAUCUCGGUACAUUGAUCUUGCUAACCUCCAAAAUUGAGUUGGAUAAUCGAUAUUUGUUUGCGGUUCCUUACUAAACUCCUUCCCCUUGGAAGCUCAAAAGAUACGAAGUUCUAAGCCAAAAAAAAACUAGCUUUUCUUGGUAAAUCGUUGCAAAGACAAGCCUGGGGAAGGAUGCCUGUGUUGGCUCAGAAAUGAGUGUGAGUAUGCUACCUCUCUGGACUUGUAAUGUCUCCUCAUCCGUUUUUCGAUAUAGAGACACUUGCGACGAUAAACAAAUCAGGGCAUGCCAACCGUUUACACGAUGGCUCACCAAAGUUAUACUAGUUUCCUUUUCAACGUGAACGAGCUGCACGUCAAUCAGGAACCCGAUAACGGGGGAAUUCCGCCGAGAGCAAACGAGAAUGGUCGAUGGGUGCCGCCCAUUUACAGAGCUGGGUUUGCCUCUCAAACUUCCGGGCGAGUAUUCAGAUGGGCCGAUGGUUAUAUCACUGAUGCUGGAGGCAAUUAUCACUGGUUUGAUGGAGACGGAUGGAACUAUCCAAAUAAUGAAAUUCUUCACCAUUACAGAAGCACAAGCUUAUUUUGGUGCAAUGAAUUCACGCAGUUUCAAAUGAUGGAAGCGGACGCAACCACGAUUGAUAUUGCCACGUCAGAUUUUCCGAACAACAGAUGGUACCCGUUAACUUUUCAGCAUGAUGGGUCGCUUUCACGGGUGUCUGCUUCUUUGGAGGAACAAUACCUUGCUGGGAGAGAAGGAGCUUGGAUUGAUCAGCUAGGGCUUCAAGCGUACCGACAUCAUAGGAAUCGACCAACCAACGGACUCGCUGGGAAUCUUGCUACCAUCGUGGCCUUGCUUGCAUUCUCUUGCACCGACGACCAUAUGUUAUACAGUGCCCUGGUUAACUAUGCCACAUGGCGAAGGCAGUGGGGUAAUCAUGAUGCACAACAUGGACGUAAGAUAUCAGUCCAGGCCACAGCGAUGACCAAACUUCUGACAAGAAUAGGGCUUCACGAGAGAGGGGUUGUGGCCAAUAUCUACCUGGACCCAGAGAACCCCAACGGUUCCACUGAUGAUACACUCUAUCAUCUCGAAUGGGAAGAUGGUCCUAUUAUUUAUUGAAACCCGAUCCUUCGGGGCUACAUCUACCGAACACAAUUUGUUGAUAUCUCCUCACCUCGCUUCGAUUACUCGAAGAGUGUUCAGAUACUUGAAAAAAUCCUUGCGAUUGAUAUUCCUGGAAUUCAACUCUCCUGGCGAUCGACUGAGAGCUUACUUCCAAUCUGGAAAAUAUGAUAUGGUGCCCUCUGGUUGAUGAUUCUUCUCUUCAGCCAUGUACACUUUCCAGAGUGUUUGGAUGCAUGUCUUGCCGAUUCAUUUUCUUGAUUCUACCUUAUUUUGAACUUCAUAUUGAAACACUUGAGGAGUAAUCAAUAUCUGAUGUUGUACAACUUGGCUGGAGGAGCCAAAUUAUAAAUAUGUGAUGGUAAAUGAUUUGCAGCGAGUCUCUCACAUAGUUACACCAAUUGCUUGUGAUCGAAGUCGCGGAUAAUUCUGUCCACAAAUCUGUCUAUUUCAUAAUAUACUAAUAUGAACUGAAUAUC
Sclerotinia trifoliorum is the source of this 1692-nucleotide messenger RNA. Lineage: Eukaryota; Fungi; Ascomycota; Leotiomycetes; Helotiales; Sclerotiniaceae. The record is from the annotation of a GenBank genome assembly.